Didymodactylos carnosus is the source of this 2112-nucleotide messenger RNA. The record is from the annotation of a GenBank genome assembly. NCBI's taxonomy places the organism in Eukaryota, Metazoa, Rotifera, Eurotatoria, Philodinida, Philodinidae.
AUGGGUAAUGGGAAAUCUCAACCAAAUAUAGCUAAUUCCUCCACCGUUUCACAAGAAAUACAACUAAAUGAUGUGCCAAAGCGGGAACGAUCACAAAAUGAUCGCAAUGAAGAGGAUAUUACGUUAAUAUGGUUUGAUGAUCAGAAAAAUACAACAGAUGAAGAAGCAAAUAAAACAAAAGAAAUAUUGAGACUCGUUAAUGAUUAUUUCCUAUUCUACCAAGAUGAACAGGUAUGUUUAAAUUACAUUGAGAAAGUUAUAAAAGAAAAAGUGUUACUAAUUGUAUCUGGAUCAUCAAUCACACAAUUUAUCACAAAAACUCACAACUUAAAACAAGUUGAUUCAAUUUUUAUUUUUUGUUGUUCUGAUCAAGAUAAUCUGAUGGAAACAUUAAUGUCAGAUUAUCCGAAGAUAAUUGGUAUCUAUACAGAUAUUCAAAUAUUGAAACAAGCAAUACAGAAAACACUUGAUUUGAUAGAAAAACAAUCAGCUGCCUUCAGUUUGUACGAUGAAAACGAAAAAGACACACGAGAUUUAACCAAAGAAUCUGGUUCAUUUCUAUUUUUUCAACUUUACAAAGAGGUUCUUCUUAAUAUGGAACAGACAACUGAAUCGAAAGAAGAAAUGAUCGUAAAAUGUAAUGAUUACUAUAAAGGAAACAAGAAAGAAUUAGAAAAUAUUAAAUUAUUUCAGACAACAUACAACGCACUGGAAGCGAUUAAAUGGUACACUAAAGAUAGUUUUGUGUAUCGUAUUAUUAAUAAAGCCUUGCGAACAGAAGACAUUCAUAAUCUUCAUACAUUUCGUUUUUACAUUAUUGAUUUGUGCAAGAGUCUGGAACAAAAAUAUAAAGAUUUGAAACGACGACAAAAACAAUCGUCAACGUCCGUAUUAAAACUCUAUCGUGGUUUGAAACAAACAAAGGAAGAAGUUUUGACGUUACAAAAAAAUGUGGGAAGCUUAAUGUCAACAAAUGGAUAUUUUUCAACAAGCCGUCAACGCGGAGUAGCAGUUAAUUUUGCUAAAAAACCAUCUAAUAGACUGGAUAUAGAGGCGGUUCUAUUUGAAAUUAUUGUUGAUACACAAAUGGUGAAAAAAAUUAUUUUGGCAGAUAUAUCGGAGCAUAGCGAGUUUCAGCAUGAAGAAGAAAUUCUAUUCGAUCUAGGUUCUGCAUUUAUAAUUGAUAAUGUUGUCUAUGAUACUGAUAAUAAAAUUUGGCUUAUUUAUGCGACUGCUACAGAUAAAGGUGCCGAAGUGGCUAAUGACUAUAUCAAUUUUCAAAAAAAGAAAAUAGCCGAAUCCAACAUUGUUUUGAUGUUUGGUCAUUUACUUGCUGAUAUGGGAGAAUAUGCCAAGUCACAACAAUAUUUUGAAAAUGUUUUACGUGGCAGACCGAAUGAUGAAGAGGUAGCAUGUAUUUAUUAUAACAUUGGGAGAGUACAUCGUCUCAAAGGUGAAUACGAACGUUCCUUAGAUUAUUAUUUUCGUGCCUAUCAGAUGCAUUCUGAAGCACGACCGGCACGCAUGUUAUCAGCAGCGAAAAGUCUAAAUGGAAUUGGUGUGGUGUAUAAUGAAAAACAAGAACGUGAACUAUCGCUCAAUUAUUUGAUGCAAGCAUUGAAAAUAUAUGAAAAAACUUUACAAGAUGAGCAUGAGAAUGUUGCGGGAACAUUAACUAAUAUUGGAAACGUAUAUCGUGAUCAAGGUCACUUCGAUACGGCAUUAGAGUAUUUGACAAAAGCACUAAAAAUAAACGAAAAAGUAUUACCUGCGAAUCAUCCCAAUCUUGCCUUCACACUUAAUAAUAUGGGUAAUGUUUACUACAAAAAGACUGAUUAUAAAAGAGCACUGGAGUAUUACACUCAUGCUUUAAAAUUAAAAGAAGAAACGUUACCUCGCGAUCAUCCGGAUAUCGCUCGUGGAUUAAACAAUAUCGGCUUGAUUUAUUAUAGUACUGGUGCUUUCGAUACUGCGCUAGACGUUUACACAAGAGCCUAUCUGAUGUGCGUAAAAACAUUAUCUGAUGCACAUCCACUAUGUUUAACAAUACAAAACAAUAUUAAGCUUUGUGUUACGAAAAAAGAUCAGCGGAUGACCUAUUCUUCUGUGUAA